This is a messenger RNA of Rasamsonia emersonii CBS 393.64, 1575 nucleotides long. RefSeq names its product Multidrug resistance protein fnx1. The transcript has a single exon. Gene Ontology annotation, biological process: transmembrane transport. The record is from RefSeq and is a predicted model, not a curated record. Gene Ontology annotation, molecular function: transmembrane transporter activity. Bases 1 to 1575 code for a protein of 524 amino acids. Lineage: Eukaryota; Fungi; Ascomycota; Eurotiomycetes; Eurotiales; Trichocomaceae.
AUGUCUUUGCGCUGUCGAGGUAUGUUGCUUCUUGUCGCCCUUGUCCAGUGCUGUCUCUCGCUGACGGGAUCCGUUUCCAGUGCAGUAGUCACCCCGCUUUGCGGGCAAAUCGCUGACCUCUUUGGGCGACGAUGGCUGACCAUCUCGAUUGUCGUCAUUUAUACCGUGGGCAGUGCGAUUUGCGGCACGGCACAGAGCGGAGCCAUGCUGAUCGCCGGUCGCGUGGUGCAGGGCCUGGGCAGUGGUGGCGUGGAGAUGAUGGUGGAGGUGAUCAUCUCCGACCUGGUGCCGUUGCGACAGCGAGGCAAUUUCAUGGCCAUGAUCCUCGCUAUCUUCGCCCUCGGAACGUCGUUGGGCCCCUUUCUGGGCGGCCUUAUUGUCGAGACGACGACCUGGCGAUGGAUAUUCUAUCUAAACCUUCCCAUCGGCGGCACCGCCGCGAUUCUUUUAUUCUUCUUCCUUCAUGUCGGCUACAACCGGCAGAUGACUUUUGCCCAACGCCUCAAGAGGAUCGAUGUUCUCGGAGCCAUCAUCCUCGUGAUGGCCAGUGUCUCGGUCCUGUUUGCGCUCACCUACGGUGGAUCCAAGUACGAGUGGGAAUCAGGGCAUAUUAUCGCCCCCUUGGUGCUGGGACUGAGCGGUUUUGUGCUUUAUUUGUUGUAUGAAGGAUCUGGUUUCUGCAUUCAGCCCAUGACUCCGGUGAGACUGUUCCAAAGCAGGACAUCCGUGGUCGUGUUCGCCAAUACCUUCAUCAAUUCGUGCCUGCUCUUCUGGGUCAUUUUCUUCCUCCCCCUCUAUUUCCAGGUCAUUCUCGGUUCCAGUCCAGCCCGGUCGGGCGUGCAGCUGCUGCCCAGCGUUCUCAUGGCCAUUCCAGGGGCUGCCGUCGCGGCUCUGCUGCUCUCGAAGUUUGGCAGAUAUAAGAUUCUCCAUAUUGUUGGAUUUGCUCUGGCCACACUGGGACUGGGACUAUUCAGCUUGCUAGGUCCGACAUCAUCCACAGCCGAAUGGGUCAUCUUCCAGAUCAUCGCCGCUGCCGGGUCCGGGAUGGUGUUUGACACACUCCUCCCAGCGUUUCAGGCUGGUCUUGCUGAACGAGAUCAGGCCGCCGCCACCGCCAGCAUGGCCUUUAUCCGCUGCUUUGGCAACAUCUGGGGAUUUGCCAUACCCGCUGCCGUUUUCAACACGCGAAUUGAGCACGGCUUGCGUCAGGUGCAGGAUCCGUCGGUGCGCGCGAGUCUCUCCCAUGGACAAGCGUACCAGCAUGCCAGCCGGGGGUUUGUGAACUCUCUGGCUCCGGCCACGCAGCAACAGGUCCAAAGACUCUUCACGGACGCGCUGCGUCUCGUCUGGCAGAUCGCCAUCGUCUUCGCGGGUGUUGCCUUUGUCCUGGCCAUAUUCGAGAAAGAGGUCCGUCUCCGGACGGAGCUGGAGACCGAAUACGGUCUGGAGGACGUCCACAUCAAAGACCAAGACGUCAAUAUCAAGGACCAAUGGGACGGCAAAAGGCUGGUGACGCCGAAGAGUGAUGUGGUGGGGGAUGAUAGGUCGGGAGUUUCGAUCCGCGAGAUGUCAUGA